Messenger RNA from Histoplasma capsulatum G186AR, 324 nucleotides. RefSeq lists its product as uncharacterized. The record is from RefSeq and is a predicted model, not a curated record. The coding region runs from base 1 to 324 and encodes 107 amino acids. Lineage: Eukaryota; Fungi; Ascomycota; Eurotiomycetes; Onygenales; Ajellomycetaceae. The transcript is spliced from 4 exons.
AUGCGGCGUAGCUUCGUGUACAAGGCGCUGGAGAUGAAGUCGAGCGGUUGGGACGCGGGCGGAAAUCGAGACGGAUUUGGGCGAAGAAGCAGAGUCGACGUUGGAGAACAAGGAAAAAAGAAGAAGAAAAAACAAAAAGACCACCAGGGCUGGGACUGGUACUUCAUUCUUCCUGGUCGGGAACUGCUCCAUUCCUAUGAAAAAUUCUCCCGCACCCCACGGAUAACUACCUUCCCCCUUCUUACAUCGCUGCAAACAUGCAAGAUCUUCAAGAAGAAAGACAAAGGAGUCAAGUGUCCAGGCGUCAAGGGCUGCCCCAUAUAA